CCGACCCGGCCUCUCAUUUCUUACCCUCAUUUUCUCUCUCUUCCUCCUCUCCUUCUCUUGCAACCCACAUCCUCUUCCAAAACAACAGGUGCCCUAAAUUUUGCGAUCGCCGAAAUUGGAUUCCGGCAAAUUCCCACACCCUCUGGCUACUGGCAGCCACCCCUUACACUUUACUGGUUGGCCGGAAUUAGCAGUGCUGGCCUUCGAUUACUUUCGCCGACUAGCCCAGACCAGUGGCGUAGCGCCAACCAAAAGCAAGGUUAAGGCCCGUAGAGGUACUUCUAGUGAGAAGAACAAGGCAAUGGAAGGGGAAGGGGAAGGGGAAGGGGAAGGGAAAGGCUGGAUGGAAUGACGAUUGACGCCUGUACUACGGGGAAAAAGGUAAAUACAAUAAUGUAAACAAAACUUGAGGAAUAUCAGUGAAGAUAAACGACGACAGUGGAAAAGUAUUUUUAGCAGCAAGGUUCCCUCUGCAUUUGAAUUGUUGUUGUUCUUGUAUGGCAACAGUGAAUCCAAAUGCGUACUUAUUUCAGUGAACUUUAGUAGAAUUAUGAUGUUUAUCAGUUCACGUGAUCUGGUGGCAUGAGUCAAAGGGGUUCUAUCACAUUUGGUCAUGGCAUGAUGCGAUGCUAUAUCAUAUUUAUCAUACAUCAUUCUGUGCACCAACUAUGCUUGGUUCAUGUAUGCAUGCUCUAACUAUGCCUACAUCGAAUAUUCAUGUAACCAUACAUAUAUAUCACAUCUGAUCAUGCCAAGCAACAAAAAGCUACACAUCAUAGGAACCUUCUCAUCUCUAUGCAUAUAACAAACUAACAAAGGCUAUGGUAUAUGGUAUGUGUGUAUGAAAAUAAGCAGGGGUGGACAACAUACCUUGAGGCACUCCACCACCGGUAGCAACACACACUCAACGGAAGAAAAUAGCAAAAGUUAUGUCCCCUUACAAUGUUUGAAGCAACGCGUCAUGUCCCCUCACAAUAUCUUUUUUACUGUUAACUUUAAAUUUCAUUAAUAUUAUUAUUUUAUUUUUAUUUAAAAAAUUGGGGUUUAACAGUUGGACUGCAAUCAGUGGAAAAGUUGCAGAAGAGCAACAAGUCAUAGAUGGUCAUAGAAUAUUUGCGUCGAAAAUUAGAGGUACCAAACAAAGAAAAAAUAAAGCUGACCAAUAUUGAAGUGAGAGAAGAAGGUGGAAUAAGAUGCGACGAAUGUGUGACAUCGAUAAAUACGGGCGCUGCCAAUGGCGUUCUGUUGUCGAAUGGUAUGAAAUGCUCUCAGAUUUUCAGAAGAAAAGACUAGAGAAAAUGAAAUUUUCAGGGAUACUGGCCUAUGGCUUCUUGGAAAUCCAAUGGAGGCCCUUGUACACUCUUGCCCAAAAGUGGGAUCCUCGGACAAACACAUUUGUGUUCAAUGGAUUCGAGAUGACAAUCACAUUAGAAGAUGUUGCUAGACUGUUUGAUCUGAAAAUUUACGGAAAACCUGUGUUAGGGACAUCCAAUUACAACUUGAGAGGGAAGAGUAGCAAGCUUCUAGGGAUGACAGAGUCGGAAUUUGAGAGCGUUGUUGGCUUCAAGGGAAAAUCGACAUCGAUUAUUGUGGCAGCGCUACAACAUAAAUGGCAACAUGCAAAGCAUGAUGUCCCGUCACAAGAAGCAGACCAAGCAUUGAGGUCCUUUAUCAUUUAUUUGUUUGGACUUUGUUUAUUUAGUGACAAUUCAGGCUCAAGAAUAAGUUGGCGGUACGUUCAAUUUUUAGAAGAUUUGGACCAGGUGCACAAUUACGCAUGGGGAGCAGCUGUACUUGCACAUUUGUAUAGCCAACUGGAGCGAUUGAAGAGUGGGGUUGCAUCCGUGGGAGGAUUUUGGUUGUUGAUACAGUUCUGGAUGUGGGAGCACAUACCUUCUAUUAGACCAACUAUGGACCGUCCAUUUCCUGAGGUACAACCAUUACAUGCACGGUGGAGAGGUAUCAGUUUCAAAGAUUACAAUGAUCCAGAUGCAUCCAAGUCAAUCAUAUUGAAUCUUCAGAUUGAUGAGGUGCGGUUUAGACCAUAUAAUGUUAGAAAAGAACAAGAUUGCAAUAUCGUGAAAGCGCUUGAGUUGUCGUCCAGAGAUAUUUGGUUGUUCUGCAUGAAUGAGGUAGAAUUGCAACACGGCAGCCGAGUUCUCAUGCAGUGUGGUCUAGGCCAGUCGAUUCCACUGCCACCUCAGCUUUACACGAGAGGUGAGAUGACCAUUGUUUACGAUGGCGAGGGAUUUGCACCAGGGUACCGUGAGCAGUAUUGGGAUGUCGUACAUCCUCGUGAACUCGAAAGCUCUUUGAUCGAGUGGCCCUCUCAUCGAUCACCAAUCGCAGCAGCAAGAGAUUCCUCGCCUCUAUCACCAUCCGCGCAUAGAGAAACAUGCCCGCAUCCAUCAUCAUCCACAAAUGAACAUCAUGUCCCAUCUUCAUCAUCUUUACCAUCUCCAACACCAAUUCCAGCGGAGGAGCAAUCUCGGUGGGAGAUCUGUAGCAAACAAGAUCAGGAACAUACUGACAAGGAGAUCCGAAGCAAACGAGGCCAUGAGCAUGCAGAGACUGCAGGCCAGUGUCCCAUCCUUAAUGGAGAAGAUAGAUUGUUAGUGGCAAUAAACACGUUGGUUAGUCAUAUUGCCAUUUUGACUCGUAAGGUCGACACGUUGAAUCAGAAUCUGUCAAAAUCAAAACGGCAUAAACAUGAUGAUUGAUAAUAAAUGUAUUUUAGUAAUAA
Messenger RNA from Nymphaea colorata (pocket water lily), 2743 nucleotides. RefSeq names its product protein MAIN-LIKE 2-like. Bases 1194 to 2720 code for a protein of 508 amino acids. The record is from RefSeq and is a predicted model, not a curated record. Gene Ontology annotation, biological process: meristem maintenance; meristem development. The transcript has 7 exons. Lineage: Eukaryota; Viridiplantae; Streptophyta; Magnoliopsida; Nymphaeales; Nymphaeaceae.